GCGCGCGCGGGGCGUUUGCGCCAUGUUAGCGGUGCUGCAGCUCAGCUGCUGAUACAGCCAUGCAUGCGUCCGUACGCCGGCCAGAGGGUGCGGGUGAGAAAGUGCACAUGAGCAUAACGGGGCAAGGAGUGACAAACAUGUCGGCGUGAAUUCCUGUAAAGAAGAGAAGAGAAGAGACGCAGGAGGGAUUAUUUCUGUCUUUCGCUGUGCGCACGCGCGCGCUCGUGCGUGCGUGCGCGAAGGCUGCUGGCCCUCUUUUAGGAGAGCAAAUGGGGCUUUUUCAGUUUUGCAGCGGAUGAACGGCGCCUCGUCCUUCUCUCUGCUCCCGGCUUCUUUCUUUCAUUACAGCUACAUCAUCAUCAUCAUCAUCUGGACUCUCUCGGACCUGUAUAUGACGACGGUGUGGGGACAGUAAUGACCGCACGCUUCCGGUUGCCUGCUGGCCGAAGCUCCGAUGUGGGAGAGUCUGAAGUGGCACGAGGCAGACCAAGCUCACAGGUGGUGUGUAACGUUUUGCUGCUGGACAACACGGUGCAAGAAUUCAGAGCUAAUAAGCAGGAACAGGGUCAGGUCUUACUGGAUGCAGUCUUUAAACAUUUGGAACUGACAGAGCAAGACUAUUUUGGACUUCAGAUCACUGAUGACUCCUCGGACAGCCAGAGGUGGCUGGAUCCGAGCAAACCAAUAAGGAAGCAGUUGAAAAGGGUCACUCCAAAUAAUCUGAGUUUUAGGGUGAAGUUUUUUGUAAGUGAUCCAAGCAAACUUCAAGAAGAGUACACAAGGUACCUGUACUUUUUGCAGUUGAAGCAGGACAUCCAGAGUGGGAAGUUGCCGUGUCCCCAGAAUGCAGCAGCAGUUUUGGCCUCUUAUGCUGUUCAGGCCGAGUUGGGGGACUACAGCCAAUCAGAGCAAUCAUCAGACUACCUUUCCGAGUACAGCUUCAUCCCAAAUCCGCCUGAGGAUUUCGAGAAGGAGGUUGCCAAAUUGCACCAGCAGCACACUGGACUCACUCCUGCUCAGUCAGAGUUUAACUACUUGAAUUCUGCCAGUUCUUUAGAGCUGUAUGGAGUGGAACUGCACUAUGCUCGAGACCAGAGCAACACUGAGGUCUACGUUGGAGUGAUGGCUGCUGGGAUCUGCGUUUAUAAAAACAGGGUACGGGUCAACCACUUCCCAUGGGUGAAAAUUGUCAAAAUAUCUUUCAAAUCAAGACAGUUCUUUAUCCAACUCCGAAAAGAAUCGAGUAAGGGCAGGGAGUCUCUGCUGGCCUUUAGCAUGGCAAACUACAGAGCGUGUAAGAACGUGUGGAAGGCCUGUGUGGAGCACCACACGUUUUUCCGACUGGAGCAGCCUUUACCACCCCAAAAGAACUUCUUCACACACUACUUCACUCUCGGCUCCAAGUUCCGUUACUGCGGAAGAACGGAGGCUCAGUCUGUCCAAUAUGGAAAAGAGCAAGGAGUCAAGGACCGAGUGUUUGCCAGGUCACCCAGCAAGCCAUUGGUCAGGAGGCUGGUGAGUGGGACAGACUGGGAGACAGUGAGCAGGAACUCUCUCUCAGACGAACGACUGGAGACCCAGAGCCUGCCCAAUCGCUCACGCCCGGGCUCGCCCAAUCAUUCCAUAUUCGCUGCAGAUGGCACCCGGGUCCGGCCGUCCUCCAUCGGGCACCUGGUGGACCAUGUGAUCGAUGACUCUGUGUGCCAAGUUUUCACCAACCAUAAAUCGGCAUCGUCAACGCAGGCGAACAGCAUCAGCCUGGACUCAACCCCAUCUCCAGACAGUGCGAUAGACAGCCAGCCUCCUGCUCUGCCACCAAAACAGUCCAGGAAGAACCUGAUCACUCACAUCAGCCAAUCUCGAUCUGAGCUGGAGCUUGAUGACCACGCCUCCGAACUCUAUGACGUGCCUGUAGCUUCAGAUAAGAGCAUGAAUGGUGCAGUUCCACAUGACAACCUCGUUCUGAUCAAAAUGAAACCAGAUGAAAACGGGCGUUUCGGAUUCAAUGUCAAGGGCGGCGCUGAUCAGAGAAUGCCGAUCAUUGUGUCUCGCGUCGCUCCUGGAACUGCGGCUGACCUGUGCGUACCGCGUCUGAACGAGGGCGACCAGGUGGUGCUGAUAAAUGGGCGGGACAUCUCCGACUACACGCACGAUGACGUGGUCAUGCUAAUCAAGGCCAGCUGUGAAAACCAAUCAGGAGAGCUUAUUCUGCUCGUAAGACCCAAUGCAAUCUAUGAUGUGGAUGAGGAGGAGGAGAAGCUUGAUCUGGAGCCAGAGUUCCAGUACAUUCCAGAAAGCUGUGGUUUGGAUCGGUCGCACUCAGAACCAGAUGGAUGGAAAUCAUCCUUCCAGAUGCUGAAAGAAGGACUGAGCACCGGCUCUGCGCUCGCACAAUUUGAUCAACUGUAUCGCAAACGACCUGGAAUGUCCAUGUCCUCUGCCAGGUUACCACAGAACCUCUCAAAAAAUCGCUACCGGGACAUUUCACCAUAUGACGCAACUCGAGUUGUGCUGAAGUCAGCUGAGGACUACAUCAAUGCAAACUACAUCAAUAUGGAGAUACCAGGGGGAGGCGGCAUAAGGCGAUACAUUGCGUGCCAGGGCCCACUACCUGGCACUUGUUGCGAUUUCUGGCAGAUGGUAUGGGAGCAGAGCGCCACCCUGGUGGUCAUGCUUACCACGCAGGUGGAACGGGGCAGGGUGAAAUGUCACCAGUACUGGCCGAAUGUCUCUGCCACGGGCACUUACGGAAACUUCCAGGUAUCCUGUGUGUCUGAGGAUGGGAAAUCGGCCUAUCUGCUCCGAGCCCUGACCCUCACGCACCUGGAGGCGAAAGAAGAGAGGCAUAUUUGUCAGAUGCAGUACAUGGCUUGGCCCGAUCACGGCGUUCCAGAUGAUUCCACUGAUUUCCUGAACUUUGUUAACUUGGUGCGCAGUAAACGAGGAGACUCGCAGGACCCUGUGGUUGUGCACUGCAGCGCUGGGAUUGGCCGCACAGGGGUUCUGAUCACCAUGGAGACAGCAAUGUGUCUGAUCGAGCGGAGUCAAGACGUAUAUCCGUUGGACAUCGUCCGAACCAUGAGAGACCAGCGAGCCAUGAUGAUUCAAACUGCAAGUCAGUAUCGGUUUGUAUGUGAAGCCAUUCUGAGAGUGCAUAAUGAAGGGAUCGUGAAGCCGCUGGAUCUGCCGGAGCCAACUGCGUGCGCAACAGAGGAAUAAAAAGCUGCCCUGUCCUGCAUUCCUUUGCGACUGCAACUGUCCCUCUAUCUCCUCCUGGUGGAUGGCUGCAUACAUGACCCCUGCAAAUUGGAACACAGGCGACAAAGCACUAUUUGCACUUUAGAACAAAUGACCACUUGAGGGGAUUUACUAGAAAGACAAAUGCAUCAGGGUGUUGUGUAAUCAUUAACUUUUUAACAGUGAUAAACAUUCAGGGUGGAGGCAAAGUUGAAUGGAACUAAAGACAAUGGAAAAUGACUUCUUGUAGUGCCAUACACUGAAAUGAGCCAAUGUCCAACCUGGAACAAACUAUUGGAUCACUUUUUCCUCUGUUAAAUGCUAUUUAUGAUUUUAAUGUGUUAAAGAGGUCCAUGUCCUCCCCAUUAUUCACCAUUUCAUUUCAUGGUACAUGAAUUUAUGUCUUUUCUAAACCCCUGGUAUUCUGCGCUGUGAAAUUCAAAUUUUCUGCUUCUGUCUGAUGUUAUGACAAUGACAUGUACAUUUUCCAUUUAGGUCUCGAAUCUCUGUUCAGUUCAUAUACACCGAUCAGCCACAACAUUAUGGCCACUCAUAGGUGAAGUGAAUAACAUUGAUUAU
Messenger RNA from Neoarius graeffei (lesser salmon catfish), 3816 nucleotides. It is a transcript of the gene ptpn4b, whose product is annotated as protein tyrosine phosphatase non-receptor type 4b. Gene Ontology annotation, biological process: protein dephosphorylation. The coding region runs from base 415 to 3219 and encodes 934 amino acids. Lineage: Eukaryota; Metazoa; Chordata; Actinopteri; Siluriformes; Ariidae. Gene Ontology annotation, cellular component: cytoplasmic side of plasma membrane; cytoskeleton; cytoplasm. Gene Ontology annotation, molecular function: protein tyrosine phosphatase activity; cytoskeletal protein binding. The record is from RefSeq and is a predicted model, not a curated record. The transcript is spliced from 27 exons.